This is a messenger RNA of Brassica oleracea var. oleracea, 1739 nucleotides long. Its product is annotated as WAT1-related protein At3g28100-like. The transcript has 7 exons. Gene Ontology annotation, molecular function: transmembrane transporter activity. The record is from RefSeq and is a predicted model, not a curated record. NCBI's taxonomy places the organism in Eukaryota, Viridiplantae, Streptophyta, Magnoliopsida, Brassicales, Brassicaceae. Gene Ontology annotation, cellular component: plasma membrane. Bases 73 to 1149 code for a protein of 358 amino acids.
GCAUAAAGAGAAAAAUAGAGGAAUAAUAAAUCACAGCUCUCAUUCAACACUAAGAAUUUAUCAUUUCCAAUAAUGGCCGGAGCCGUAAGUCUUUGGAGGAGAGAGGCCGUGUUCUUGACGGCCAUGCUUGCGUCCGAAACUGGUAUCGUAGGAAUGAAUACUCUGUUCAAAGCAGCGACUUCAAAGGGACUCAACUCUUACGCUUUCCUAGGCUAUUCUUAUCUUCUUGGUUCCCUUCUACUUCUUCCUUCACAUAUCUUCUCCAACAGGUCAAGAUCACUUCCUCCAUUAAGUUUCUCAAUACUUUCUAAGAUGGGACUUCUUGGACUAUUAGGUUCAAUGUAUGUGAUCACAGGGUAUAUAGGCGUUAAAUACAGCAACCCAACCUUAGCUUCAGCUAUUAGCAAUAUCACUCCUGCUCUUACCUUUAUCCUAGCCAUUAUCUUCAGAAUGGAGAAAGUAAAUUUCAAAGAAAGGAGCAGUGUAGCCAAAGUGAUGGGGACAGUAUUGUCGUUAGUAGGCGCACCUGUGGUAGUUCUCUACCACGGUCCACGUGUCUUCGUUGCAUCUUCUCCGCCGUAUCUACACUUCCGUCAGCUUUCUCCGUCGUUAUUUUCUUCAAACUCCGACUGGAUCAUCGGUGGAUGUCUUCUUACCAUUAAAGACAUCUUCGUUUCUAUUUCUUUCAUACUUCAGGCACAUAUAAUGACUGAAUACCCAGCAGCAUUUACAGUCUCCUUUUUCUAUUCGAUGUGUGUUUCAAUCUUGACCUCGUUGACUGGACUCGUGGUCGAGAAGGACAAUCCAAGCAUUUGGAUCAUUAGAUUCGACAUUACAUUGAUAAGCAUUGUAACUAUGGGAAUAUUCACUCCAGUAUACUACGUGAUUCAUUCAUGGACAGUGCGUUACAAAGGACCUCUUUACUUAGCGAUAUUUAAGCCAUUGUCCAUUUUAAUAGCGGUUGUUAUGAGUGCUAUUUUUCUCGGCGAUUCUCUCUAUCUCGGAUGUUUGAUAGGAGGAGUUUUGAUAACGUUAGGGUUUUACGCUGUAAUGUGGGGGAAAGCAAACGAAGACAAGACUCGGUUGUUGACACUUUUAGAAAACGAGAAAACGCCUCUUCUGUUGAAUCACAACGACGACCAAAUUUAAUUAUUUGAAAAAAAAAUUGUAAGGGAAAAAAAACAUACGUAGAACUUGAAAAUGGUAGUGUUAAAACUAACGGUAGGGGAAAUUCUAACUUUGGCUUGUUAGGAUUUUUUUUGAUUGAAUGUAUUUUUGAUAAGUGAAAUUCGACUUAUGUAUUUUACAAAAUUAUUUUCUAAUUAUUUUAAUAUUAUUUUCAAUGUUUUUCUUAUUAUUAUUUUCGAUAUUUAAAGAUAAACUCUACAAAAUUAUAUUCAGCUAUGCAAUGCGAUGAAGAAAUAAAGUGUUGAGGAUGGGGAAGAGUAUCAUCUUGAUUCGUGGGUUCCUUUAUAUAUGUACUGUGGUGCUUGAAGUUCCUAAGCCCCGUAUGGCCGAUGCUUUCUCUGUUUUGAGAGAUUUGAAGCUUCCGGUGAAUGGUUACGCCAUGGAUAUUGGUCUUGUUGAGUUCUCUUCCGUUCGUGAAGUCUUCUCUUUUGUUCUUGGUGAUAACAAUGUAGAGUCUUGAUUAUCAUUUGUCUCGCUGUAUCUGCCUCACUAAGGUUUGAUGACUGUAGUUUAUUCCUUUGGAUUAGAUAUAUGAAUAUUGACUACUGAAA